AUGAAUCCAGUAACAAUUACAUUAUGGAAUGCAAAUGGUCUUGCAAAACAGACCAUACCUACGAUCCUUUCAUAUGCUCCACUUACUUCCCUUCUUUUUAUCACUGAAACGUGGCUUUUGUCCCCCCAUCGUUAUCCUACUUCUUGGCAGCAGUACCAUACCUAUGGUCAGUCUGUCCCCAAUGCUAGCCGUGGCUGCAUGGGUAUUUCUCUUCUUGUAAAUCCUUCUUUCCCUUACCCCAUUUCUAUUGUUCCUUCUUCUUCUCCUUAUGUUCUUUCUUGUAUUGUAUUUGAUUGUCUUAUUCAUUGCAUUUAUCUUCCCCCUUCUCUUUCUAAUGACGAUGCAAUUUCUAUUCUUUAUGACCUCCCCCUCUCUUCUUCUUCUAUUCCUUCUUCUAACACUAUUUUUUGUGGUGAUUUUAAUUCACGUAUGGGAUCCUUUCUUGGUGACCAUGCUAUCACUUCGCGAGGAACUUCUUUUCUUCAGUGGAUCCAGGCAACUGGUCUCACUUGUUGGAAUGAAUUACUUGCAUUUGGUAUUCCUACCUUUCUUUCUGGUGGCUCUGGUACCUCACGUUCCAGUGUCAUUGAUUUAUUUCUUUCUACAUCCCCCCUUCUCAAUCCUUCUAUGCAAAUUCGUUCUGAUCUUUCUUUAGGCUCUGAUCACAAAAUGGUCAACCUCACUUUCACUCCCUAUGUUUCACCUCCCCCUCCCCCUACUAAUCAUCCGCGCCUACUUUGGAAUCUUUCCAAGCUUGCUCAGCCUGACACUCUCAAGAUCUACAUUGAUACAGCUUCUGCGUCAUUGGACAAUCUGACAGAGCAGUUCAGUGCUUUCCUUUCUUCUUCUUCUCCUCCUCCUGUAGAUUCUCUGUGCUCUGCUUUUGCUCAAGCUAUCUAUGAUGCUCUGGACACUGCUGUUGGUCGUCGUACACCACGUACCAUGCAAAAGUACUGGUUCUGGCCAGUGGACCUUCAAGAAGCAAUGGAUCUGAGAGAACGCAGCUACCAACGCUGGCGUCAUUCUAGUGGUUUGCAGAAGGCUAUAUGCUGGAUGCGCCAUCAGGAUGCAUGUCAUGCUGUUAGGUUAUCAGUCCAGCGUCGUCGACGUGAAACAUGGAAAGAAUUCUGCAACAAAUUGGCAACACAAGACUUUGCAAAGACCACAGCAACAAUGAAACGUAUUAAAAGCCAUCGUCAAACCAGUCCUGUCUUUGUGGAUCCAGGUGGACCUCAAGUAGAUGCUAACAAAAUGGCUGAUCAUCUUCAACAGAUUUUCUCAGGUCAAUUUCUUCCUGCACGCCGCCCUCCAGACCAGACAGUGAUGAUUUCAUCACCAAUUGCAAUUGAUGAAUCAUGUCCUUUUACUCAUCUUUCUGUAGAGAGUGCAAUUCUCAAGCUUCCUACACGCAAGGCUCCUGGUGUUGACCAUCUUCGUGCUGAAAUGCUUCACCCAAUUGUUAAGCAAGUCUCUCCUGUUCUUUGUCUUUUGUUCCAGCUUUCAAAGGGGACUAUUGAUCCAUCUCUUCUCAUCUCUCGUAAUUGUGUCUCUGCUAUCAACAGCAUGCGUGCUCUUCAAUCACUUGGUGUCAAUCACACUGGGUUGUCACGUCUACUCUCAAUUCGUUUGUAUCGCCAGUUUAUUCGUCCACAAUUUGAGUAUGGCCUGGCAAUAUCCUGCUUCAACAUCAAACAAGUUGCUGUGCUUGAAAAGGCCCAGAACACAUGCUUACGCAUGAUUUUUGGAGGUCACUCCACAUCUUCUACAUCUGUUUUCCGUCACCUUGGGAAUCUUCCUAGCAUGAGGGAGAGGAUCUUGACUCUUGGUUUCAAGUUUGUAUAUCGUGCUUUCUGGUUGCCUGAUGAGGCUCUGUUUACUCUUCUUCGACCUGUUCUUACAAACCCAGCACACCAAUGGUUUAAGCUUUUAGCUAAUCCCAUUUGGUUGUCUCUCUCCAAUCGUCAGAAUGCUGAUUCUAAAGCUUGCAAGCAUGCCAUUCGUUCAUUUUUGAACCAGGGCCUCUCCUUGCAACGCUCUCAACAAAUACUUCUCUCUGCUUGCCGUCCUUCUCUUGGUGUUGACCCUAUUCUCUGGCUUCCCAUGACUAACUAUGAACGUAGUAGAUUCAUACCUAAUCCCAUUUGGUUGUCUCUCUCCAAUCGUCAGAAUGCUGAUUCUAAAGCUUGCAAGCAUGCCAUUCGUUCAUUUUUGAACCAGGGCCUCUUCUUGCAACGCUCUCAACAAAUACUUCUCUCUGCUUGCCGUCCUUCUCUUGGUGUUGACCGUAUUCUCUGGCUUCCCAUGACUAACUAUGAACGUAGUAGAUUCAUACGUUGGCGUAUGGGGUGGCUUCCUGGACGUCCUCAACCUUGUUCCUGUGGAUUGCAUACCACCAGCCGUCAUCAUGUCAUUGAGUGCACUGGAGCUGCAAUUCGUCUCCAUCUCUAUUCUACAGUACAACCCAAUCCAAUUGAUUAUGUACUCAAUAUGCUGCCUCUGAAGAAACCUAAAAACAACAAGAACAAUGCCUUCUGGAUCUUUACUUGGCCAAUUCUUUGUAGAAUAAUGUUGGACAUAGAACAGAUCUGUCUCCCUGGGGUUAAUCUUGCUGAUCAUGCUGCAACAGACAGAGGACAACUCUUCUUGAACUGGCUACCCAAAUGA
This is a messenger RNA of Phycomyces blakesleeanus NRRL 1555(-), 2664 nucleotides long. RefSeq lists its product as hypothetical. Bases 1 to 2664 code for a protein of 887 amino acids. The transcript has 3 exons. The record is from RefSeq and is a predicted model, not a curated record. Lineage: Eukaryota; Fungi; Mucoromycota; Mucoromycetes; Mucorales; Phycomycetaceae. Gene Ontology annotation, molecular function: catalytic activity.